Molecule: messenger RNA, 1073 nt
Organism: Gigantopelta aegis
Lineage: Eukaryota; Metazoa; Mollusca; Gastropoda; Neomphalida; Peltospiridae
Product: CDP-diacylglycerol--inositol 3-phosphatidyltransferase 1-like
Exons: 7
Coding region: 76-672 (198 amino acids)
Biological process (GO): phospholipid biosynthetic process
Cellular component (GO): membrane
Molecular function (GO): phosphotransferase activity, for other substituted phosphate groups
Source: RefSeq, a predicted model, not a curated record
GUUUCCGAAUGACUGUCAUUUGAGAACGUGACUUCGCAUAUAUUUAUAUCUGGUGUUUAUAUGCGAAGAUGAAGAAUGGGUUUGGAUAUUUUAUUUUAUGCUCCAAAUAUAAUUGGCUAUAUCCGGAUCAUCCUCGCAAGUUUGGCCUUUGUGUUAUACACCCAACCUCUCCACUUUGUCAUCUUGUAUGCCAUUUCAAUAAGUCUAGAUGCUGUUGAUGGAAUCGUAGCUCGGAGAUUAAACCAAACCUCAGCUUUUGGAGCUUGGUUUGAUGUUGUCAUUGAUCUGUAUGGCAGGGGACUUCUUUGGUGUAGGCUGUACUCAUGGGGCUAUUUAGAAGUUAUGUUCGAGUGGAUGACAUUCCUCAGUACACAUGUAAAAGGUCCGAACUGGAAACGGACGGAGAAAGACUUUCCUAAGAUUGUCGUCAUGGUUAUGGCCAAUGGUUUCAAGACACCGAUGGGUUUCCUUGCUGUCGGCAGUCUCCACAUACUCCCACUAUGGCUGUAUUGUUACGAGAUGAACUUCUUCACUCAGACGCUACUGAUGCCAGUCUGGAUGCAGCUGGCUGGAAUCGCUGUGCUUACAGUGGGAAGAGUUGUGUGUUUCAGUGUCGAGCUGUUUUACCUCAUCUUCUACCUGAAACAACUUUUGCACCAAGAUGACAAGUAACAAUGAUUUUGGAGCACCCAUGAUCAAUACUUAGACUUACAAUGUAUUAAUUAUUUUGUAUUCACAAGCACAUUGAGUGACUGCAUUUGGAUCAAGAACAUAUUUUUAUAUUUACAUUUUCAUUAAGUUUUUAUAAAUAUAAAGUAUGUUUUAAUAUUUUUAUAUUGUUAUUACUGGUUAAUAUUUAUUGGGGAGAUUUGUAUAUUUUUAUAGCUAGGAUCACUGUCUUUAUUGUCCGUGUACUAUUUUUUAAUCUUUCGUUUUUUCUAAAUGUAAUACUAUACUCAAACGCAAAAGUUAUUGUGACAUGGAUUGUUUGGUGUAAUAAAUUUGUGAAUGGAUUUAUGGAUGUAAACCAGAGAAAAUGUGCAUGAAACAGCUCAAAGAAAUGCAACCAAGCA